GUCGGAGAUGGGACUAACAGCAGCAGCCUGAAUAAUGUAGAUCACCAUCUCCUGCACCACCAUAAUGAACUGAACAUGGCCAAUAAUGCAACUUCUGCUGCUGCCACCGGUAAUAACAACAACAACGCUAACACCAGCAGUAGCAGCAGCUCCUCUUCGGAGUCGGCUCUGAAAGAAGGUGGAAGCUCAUCGGGGUUACCGUCUUCUUCCUCCUCCUCCUCCUCCUCCAACCCGGGCUCGGCCAUGGAGACGGGGCUGCUCCCCAACCACAAACUGAAAAACGUUGGAGGCGAUCACCCUGCUGCACCUCCCCACCACCAUGCCCACCACCCUCAUCACCAUGCCCACCACCACCAUGCCCACCACCAGCACCACCACCACCAUGCACUACAGCAGCAACUAAAUCAAUUCCAGCAGCAGCAGCCGCCGCCUCAGCACCAUCCGAUGCAGAAUAACAACAGCCUCGGCGGCGGCAGCAGCAACAACAACAACGGCGGUGGCGGCGCUGCUCAGCCCAGUGCAGACAUGGAGCAGCAGCAACAUGGAGGAAAAGACAGUGUUUUGGGAAAUCAGGCCGAGCCCCCGCCGCCGCCGCAGCAAAUGCUGAAUAAAGGGGGCGAGGAGGAAGAGCUGCCCAGCAAAAUGGGCGAGCAGAUCGGCGGCCGCUACGAUCACCCCAGCCUGGGACCUUUGGGCGGACAGCAGCAGCAGCAGCCCCAAAGCGCUGGGAGCGGCAGCGGCAAUAGUAGCAGCGGCGGCGGGAGUGGGGGAGGCGGCGGCGGCCCCUCCGCGGUGGGUGUCUCGGAGUUUAAUAGCUAUUACGGCAACCCUGCCCCUGCCAGCAGCGCUACAGCGAGCCGAGCCGGGCCUUGCUUUGAUCAACAUGGCGGACAACAAAGCCCCGGGAUGGGGCUGAUGCACCCCACGGCGGCCCCCAACAGCAUGGACCCCCUGCAGAACUCCCACGAGGGUUACCCCAACAGCCAGUACAACCACUACCCCGGCUACGGCCGGCCCGGCGGCGCCGCAGCAGGAGGAGUGGGAGCGGCGGCGGCAGCCGCCGCGGCUGCAGCAGGAGCCGGAGGAGGCGGCUAUGGGGGCUCGUCCUCUGGCUACGGGGUGCUGAGCUCCCCCAGGCAGCAGGGCAGCAGCAUGAUGAUGGGCCCAGGUGGAGGGGCCAGCCUUGGCAAGGCUGCUGCGACUUCUGGGGCUGGAGGCUUUCAGAGAUUUUCCGGGCAGAACCAGCACCCGUCCGGGGCCACCCCUACCUUGAACCAGCUGCUCACUUCCCCCAGCCCCAUGAUGAGGAGCUAUGGCAGCAGCUACCCUGAUUACAGCAACCCCAGUGCCCCACCACAGCAGCAGCCACAACCCCAGGCAGCAACGGCAGCCCCAGGAAGCCAGCAGGCAGCAGCGGGCAUGGGCAUGGGCAAAGACAUGGGCUCCCAGUAUGGAUCUGCAAACCCAGCCUGGGCAGCAGCACAACAAAGAGCUCAUCCAGCUAUGAGUCCUGGAAGCACUGGUCAGACCAUCAGCAGAACCCAGGGCAGCCCAAUGGAUCCAAUGGUAAUGAAGAGACCUCAGUUGUAUGGAAUGGGCAAUAACCCUCAUUCACAGACCCAGCAAAGCAGUCCAUACCCGGGGCAGUCAUAUGGCCCUCCAGGACCUCAGCGAUAUCCGAUGGGAAUGCAGGGACGGACCUCGGGAGCCCUGGGAGGAAUGCAGUAUCCACAGCAACAGAUGCCGCCUCAGUAUGGUCAGCAAGGUGUAAGUGGCUACUGCCAACAGGGCCAACAGCCAUAUUACAACCAGCAACCGCAACCUCAGCAUCUGCCGCCCCAGGCACAGUAUCUGUCGCAGGCUCAGCAGAGGUACCAGACACAGCAGGACAUGUCUCAGGAAGGCUAUGGAACCAGAUCCCAACCCCCUAUAGCCUCAGGAAAGCCUAACCAUGAAGACUUAAACCUAAUACAACAAGAAAGACCAUCAAGCUUACCAGAUUUAUCCGGCUCCAUUGAUGACCUGCCCACUGGAACUGAAGCAACACUGAGUUCAGCAGUUAGUGCAUCAGGUUCUACAAGCAGCCAGGGAGAGCAGAGUAACCCUGCACAGUCACCUUUCUCCCCUCAUGCCUCCCCACAUCUCUCUGGCAUCCCAGGGGGUCCAUCACCUUCCCCUGUAGGCUCUCCUGUUGGAAGCAACCAAUCAAGAUCUGGUCCAAUUUCUCCUGCAAGUAUUCCAGGUAGUCAAAUGCCACCUCAGCCUCCUGGUAGUCAAUCAGAAUCCAGCUCCCAUCCUGCCUUGAGCCAAUCACCAAUGCCCCAAGAUCGAGGUUUUAUGGCAGGCAUACAAAGGAACCCACAAAUAUCCCAAUAUGGACCUCAGCAGACUGGGCCUUCCAUGUCACCACAUCCUUCACCUGGAGGCCAAAUGCAUCCUGGGAUUGGUAGUUUCCAGCAAAGUAAUUCAAGUGGUACUUAUGGGCCUCAGAUGAGCCAGUAUGGACCACAAGGAAACUACUCCAGACCGUCAACAUACAGUGGAGUGCCUAACACAAGUUACAGUGGCCCAGGACCCGGCAUGGGUAUAAAUGCCAAUAGUCAGAUGCAUGGACAGGGGCCAAGCCAGCCAUGUGGUACCAUGCCCCUGGGACGGAUGCCAUCAGCUGGGAUGCAAAGCAGACCAUUUCCUGGAAACAUGGGCAGUAUGACCCCCAAUUCUCCUGGCAUGUCUCUGCAGGGAGGCCCUGGGAUGGGCCCACCCAUGCCAACUGUGAACCGUAAGGCACAGGAGGCAGCUGCUGCAGUGAUGCAGGCUGCUGCAAACUCCGCUCAGAGCAGGCAAGGCAGCUUUCCUGGCAUGAAUCAGAGUGGUAUUAUGGGAUCCAGUUCUCCCUACACGCAGCCGAUGAACAACAGCUCUGGCCUGAUGAACCCACAAGCUCCUCCUUACAGCAUGGCACCUAACAUGGUGAACAGUUCAACAGCACCUAUGGGUCUUGCAGAUAUGAUGACACCUGGUGAGUCCAAACUGUCCCUUCCUCUCAAAGCAGAUGGCAAAGAAGAAGGACCCCCACAGCCCGAGAGCAAGUCAAAGGAUAGCUACAGCUCUCAGGGUAUUUCUCAGCCCCCAACCCCAGGCAACCUGCCAGUCCCUUCCCCAAUGUCCCCAAGCUCUGCUAGCAUCUCCUCAUUUCAUGGAGAUGAAAGUGAUAGCAUUAGCAGCCCAGGCUGGCCAAAGACUCCAUCAAGCCCUAAAUCAAGUUCCUCCACCACAACUGGAGAAAAGAUCACAAAAGUCUAUGAGCUGGGAAGUGAGCCAGAGCGCAAGAUGUGGGUGGAUCGAUACCUCACCUUCAUGGAAGAAAGGGGCACGCCUGUGGCCAGUCUGCCAGCUGUAGGCAAGAAGCCACUGGACCUCUUCAGGCUUUAUGUCUGUGUCAAAGAGAUUGGAGGUUUAGCACAGGUUAAUAAAAACAAGAAGUGGCGCGAGUUGGCAACCAACCUGAAUGUUGGCACUUCAAGCAGCGCAGCCAGCUCCCUGAAAAAACAGUAUAUUCAGUACCUGUUUGCCUUUGAGUGUAAGAUAGAACGAGGGGAGGAGCCCCCUCCGGAGGUCUUCAGCACUGGAGAUACUAAGAAACAACCUAAGAUUCAGCCGCCAUCUCCUGCUAAUUCUGGUUCCCUACAAGGUCCACAGACUCCCCAGUCUACUGGUAGUAAUUCCAUGACAGAAGUGCCGGGCGACUUGAAGCCUCCAACACCAGCAUCAACACCUCAUGGACAGAUGACGCCCAUGCAGGGCGGCAGAAACAGUGCAGUUAGUGUGCACGAUCCCUUUUCUGAUGUAAGUGAUUCUGCAUUCCCGAAGCGAAACUCCAUGACGCCAAAUGCACCAUACCAGCAAGGGAUGAACAUGCCAGAUAUGAUGGGAAGGAUGCCCUAUGAACCGAAUAAGGACCCUUUUGGUGGGAUAAGAAAAGUGCCUGGAAGCAGUGAGCCCUUCAUGGCCCCUGGACAAAUGCCCAAUAGUGGAAUACAGGAUAUCUAUAACCAGACUCCAUCUGGAGCAAUGUCCACCAUGAGCAUGAGCCAGCGGCAGCAGUUCUCUUAUGGAGGUGGCUAUGACAGGAGGCAUGAACCAUAUGGGCAGCAGUAUCCAGGGCAAGGACCUCCUUCAGGACAACCACCGUAUGGAGGACAUCAACCUGGAAUGUAUCCACAGCAGCAGAACUAUAAGCGUCAUAUGGAUGGCAUGUAUGGGCCUCCAGCAAAACGCCAUGAAGGGGAUAUGUAUAACAUGCAGUAUGGCAAUCAGCAGCAAGAAAUGUAUAACCAGUACAGCAACACUUACUCUGGAUCAGACAGGAGGCCUAUCCAGGGACAGUAUCCAUAUCCUUAUAACAGGGAGAGGAUGCAGGGCCCCGGACAAAUCCAGCAGCAUGGAAUACCCCCACAGAUGAUUGGUGGCCCCAUGCAGUCAUCAUCCACCAGUGAAGGUCCUCAGCAGAAUAUGUGGCCAACACGAAAUGAUAUGCCUUACCCUUACCAGAACAGGCAAGGCCCUGGAGGCCCUGCACAGGCCCCACCCUAUCCAGGGAUGAACCGCACUGAUGAUAUGAUGGUACCUGACCAGAGAAUAAACCAUGAGAGUCAGUGGCCUUCUCAUGUCAACCAACGUCAGCCUUCUUACAUGUCAUCCUCAGCCUCCAUGCAGCCUAUCACUCGACCUCCUCAGUCGUCCUACCAGACACCACCCUCAAUGCCAAACCACAUCUCUAGGGCUCCAAGUCCAGCAUCCUUCCAGCGCUCUUUAGAGAACCGUAUGUCUCCAAGCAAGUCUCCUUUCCUACCCUCUAUGAAGAUGCAGAAGGUUAUACCCACAGUUCCAGUGUCACAAGUCACAGGACCUCCACCCCAGCCACCACCAAUUAGGCGAGAAAUUACUUUCCCUCCAGGCUCCGUAGAAGCAUCGCAACCAGUCUUAAAACCAAGACGAAAGAUUACCUCAAAAGAUAUUGUAACUCCUGAGGCCUGGCGAGUGAUGAUGUCUCUUAAAUCUGGCCUUUUGGCUGAAAGUACCUGGGCUCUAGACACUAUUAAUAUUCUUCUGUAUGAUGACAGCACUGUUGCUACUUUCAACCUUUCGCAGUUAUCUGGAUUUCUUGAGCUUUUGGUAGAAUAUUUUAGAAAAUGCCUGAUUGACAUUUUUGGAAUCCUUACGGAAUAUGAAGUGGGAGAUCCAGGUCACAAAGCACUUGAUCACAACGCAGUCAAGAAGGAUGACAGCCAGUCCUUGGCAGUGGAUACUGGAAAAGAGGAGGGAAAUGAUGAAUGUAUUGACUACUUUGAUGAAGAUGAGGAGGAGGAUGAAGAGGAGGAGGAGGAAGAUGAAAUUGAAAAAAUAGAAGGAGAAGAAAAGAGCACUGUUUUUGCCACUCCCAGUGCCAUUGCUGAUCCAAGUGAGAGGCCAAAACAAGCCAGUAAAUUUGACAAGCUGCCAAUAAAGAUUGUAAAGAAAAAUAAUCUAUUUGUUGUUGACAGAUCUGACAAACUGGGGCGUGUUCAGGAAUUCAACAGUGGGCUUCUCCACUGGCAGCUUGGUGGGGGUGAUACUACUGAACACAUCCAGACUCACUUUGAGAGCAAGAUGGAGAUUCCUCCACGAAGGAGGGCCCCUCCGCCCUUGAACUCUCCAAGCAAAAAGAAGGAUCUGGAGGGGAAAGGUGAACCUGAAGAACAACAGGAAAAAAGUAUAACAGCUACCAUCGAUGAUGUCCUGUCAGCUCGACCAGGAGCAUUGCCCGAAGAUUCAAACCCUGGUUCCCAGACAGAGAGCAGUAAAUUUCCCUUUGGGAUCCAUCAAGCCAAAAGCCACCGGAAUAUUAAACUGCUAGAAGAUGAGCCAAGGAGCCGGGAUGAGACUCCUCUAUGCACCAUAACUCAUUGGCAAGACUCCUUGGCUAAACGCUGCAUCUGUGUGUCAAAUAUUGUCCGUAGCUUGUCUUUUGUGCCUGGCAAUGACGCCGAAAUGUCCAAACAUCCAGGCUUGGUGCUGAUCCUGGGAAAGUUGAUCCUCCUUCACCAUGAGCAUCCGGAAAGAAAGCGAGCGCCACAGACAUAUGAGAAAGAGGAAGAGGAGGACAAAGGGGUGGCCUGCAGCAAGGAUGAGUGGUGGUGGGACUGCCUCGAGGUCUUGAGGGAUAAUACAUUGGUCACAUUAGCCAACAUUUCUGGGCAGCUAGACUUGUCUGCUUAUACAGAAAGCAUCUGUUUGCCAAUUUUGGAUGGCUUGCUGCACUGGAUGGUGUGCCCAUCUGCAGAGGCACAGGAUCCUUUUCCAACCGUGGGGCCCAACUCAGUCCUAUCGCCUCAAAGACUUGUGCUGGAGACCCUGUGUAAGCUCAGUAUCCAAGACAAUAAUGUGGACCUUAUCUUGGCCACUCCCCCAUUCAGUCGUCAGGAGAAACUCUACGCUACUUUAGUUAGGUACGUUGGGGACCGCAAAAACCCAGUCUGCCGAGAAAUGUCCAUGGCUCUCUUAUCGAACCUUGCCCAGGGGGACAUGUUAGCAGCAAGGGCAAUAGCUGUGCAGAAGGGAAGCAUUGGAAAUUUGAUAAGUUUCUUGGAGGAUGGGGUCACUAUGGCCCAGUACCAACAGAGCCAGCAUAACCUCAUGCACAUGCAGCCUCCACCUCUGGAGCCACCUAGCGUAGACAUGAUGUGCAGGGCAGCCAAGGCUUUGCUAGCCAUGGCUAGAGUGGACGAGAACCGCUCAGAGUUCCUUUUGCAUGAGGGUCGUUUGCUGGAUAUCUCAAUAUCUGCUGUCCUGAACUCUCUGGUUGCAUCUGUCAUCUGUGAUGUACUUUUUCAGAUUGGGCAGUUAUGACAUAAGUGAGAAGCCAAGCAUGUGUGAGUGGAGAUUAGAGGGUCACAUAUAACUGGCUGUUUUCUGUUCUUGUUUAUCCAGCGUAGGAAGAAAGAAAAAAAAGAAUCUUUGCUCCUCUGCCCCAUUCACUAUUUACCAAUUGGAAAUUAAAGAAAUUAUUAAUUUGAACAGUUAUGAAAUUAAUAUUUGCUGUCUAUGUGUAUAAGUACAUCUUUUUAUUUUAUUUUUUUUAACCAAAGUUGCUGUCUAGUACAUUCAAAGGUCACACUUUUUUUCCAUAGAUUAUCCUUUUCAAUGUUCUUUUCCAUGUUUGUAUUACAUAUUUUUUGGGAAGCGAACUAGUGACUUUAAAAAAAAAUUGUGGCAAACCAUUGUAUGAUGGGGGGGGAAAGAAAUCUCACCACUUUGAAAUGAAAAGGUGAAAAAAAACCCAACAUACCAAGUUCCUGUGUGUUUUAUUUUUUCAAAAAAAGGAAAAAUAAAAAUAACCUGUACACCAUCACCCAAAGCUCUGUGCAAUAGAAAAUUCUAGUGAUGUAGGUGUAGGGGAUCAACGAGGACGUCAGUCGGUAGUCAAAAUACAAAAUGAUAUUGGUUUCUCCACAGGAGAAAUGGUUACAUUAGGCUAGGAGCAAAACAAAAAAAUGUUUUUAAAGUUUAAAAGAUUUUAAACACAAACCUGAUGACGAUAAACGUAAAUUGCUUCCUCACCAGAACUGUCUUGUCUGCAUCUGUUGUUUGACCUUCCACAAUGACAGUUCUUCACAAUUCCUUUAAUCAUUUUUUUAAAUAUUUUUUUUAUUGCCUAAGGGCCGUGAUGUAUAUAGAAGUUGUACAUUAAACAUGCCCUCAUCUUUUUUUUUUAAGUACAAAGUUUUUAGUUUUUUUUCCAUGAUGUGGUAACUCCAAAGUGACAGUAGAAUUUUUUUUCCCUUUCAUUUGGGCCAUAUCUCCAAAAAAACCCGAGGGUAAUGUACAAGUUUCUGUAUGUAUAAAGUCAUGCUCUAUUUCGGGAGAGCAGCCGAUCACAAUUUGCUUUAUAAAUCAAGGUGUGGAAAUGGUUACGUAUGGAUUGAUUUAAGAAAAUGGUUACCAGUCUACAGUCAAAAAAAAAUAUACAG
This is a messenger RNA of Emys orbicularis (European pond turtle), 8009 nucleotides long. RefSeq names its product AT-rich interaction domain 1B (gene ARID1B). NCBI's taxonomy places the organism in Eukaryota, Metazoa, Chordata, Testudines, Emydidae. Gene Ontology annotation, cellular component: brahma complex; nBAF complex; nucleoplasm. The coding region runs from base 76 to 6888 and encodes 2270 amino acids. Gene Ontology annotation, biological process: regulation of transcription by RNA polymerase II; positive regulation of DNA-templated transcription; chromatin remodeling. The record is from RefSeq and is a predicted model, not a curated record. Gene Ontology annotation, molecular function: DNA binding; nucleosome binding. The transcript is spliced from 20 exons.